Messenger RNA from Pyrus x bretschneideri (Chinese white pear), 1202 nucleotides. Its product is annotated as vesicle-associated membrane protein 721. The record is from RefSeq and is a predicted model, not a curated record. Lineage: Eukaryota; Viridiplantae; Streptophyta; Magnoliopsida; Rosales; Rosaceae. Gene Ontology annotation, biological process: vesicle-mediated transport. Gene Ontology annotation, cellular component: membrane.
AAAAUUUAAACCCCCACAUUUCUUCUUCCACACUUCUAUCUCUACUUUUUAAAACCUCAUUAAAACCCCCUAACCUUCCCUUCUCUCUCUAUCUCUUUCUCUCUCUAAAACAAAAACCAGUGUGGGAGGAGAGAAUCGAGAGAUCAUAUAGAGCGAGAAACAAAAGGUGCGCUUCUCACAUCAAAAACCCAAAAAAUCCAACCACUAAAUUCGAAACCAAAAAAAAAAAAAAAAAAUUACAAAAUCGCUGUGCGUCUCUCUGAAACCGAAACGCACAGCAGUAAGCAGAGAGAGCGGAAGGUUCCAGAGAAAAAAUGGGGCAGAAGGCGCUGAUCUACGCGUUCGUGGCGCGAGGGACUGUGGUUCUCGCGGAGUACACGGAAUUCAGCGGCAAUUUCAACUCCAUUGCCUUCCAGUGCCUCCAGAAGCUUCCUGCUACCAACAACAAGUUCACCUACAACUGCGAUGGCCACACCUUCAAUUACCUCGUCGACAAUGGCUUCACAUACUGUGUGGUUGCGGAUGAAUCAAGUGGAAGACAAGUACCUAUUGCAUUUCUGGAGCGUGUCAAGGAUGACUUUGUUGCAAAAUAUGGCAGUGGAAAGGCUGCUACAGCUGCUGCGAACAGCCUGAACAAGGAAUUUGGGUCAAAAUUGAAGGAGCAUAUGCAAUACUGUGUUGAUCAUCCUGAAGAAAUAAGUAAGCUCGCAAAGGUGAAGGCACAGGUUUCAGAAGUUAAAGGUGUUAUGAUGGAGAAUAUCGAAAAGGUUUUGGAUAGGGGGGAAAAGAUAGAGCUUUUAGUCGAUAAGACUGAGAACCUUCAUCAACAGGCACAGGACUUUCGGACUGUGGGGACUAAAAUGCGGAGGAAGAUGUGGCUGCAGAACAUGAAGGUGAAGCUGAUUGUUUUGGGAAUCCUGAUUGCCUUAAUCCUUAUCAUAAUCAUGUCUGUUUGCCACGGUUUCAACUGCGGUAAAUGAGUCCGUUGCCGUUCUUAAGAAAAUAUUCUCGCCUUGUCACCGAACUUUUGCAAUUUUAUUGUAGCAUUAUAAGAGAAAGAUCAUAUAUCUGUUGCAACUCUGUACUUAGUUAAAAGUAGUGAUUUUCCGAUGUGGCACGAGUCGGAAGACGUAUUUUUUGUGCGAAUGGACCUCAUAUAUUGUGUUACUAUGUUAUAAGAAAUGAGUGCGUUGCUUAAUGAA